AUGAUCUUCAAAAACCUCCUCCUCUUCACCUGCCUAGCCUACCUAGGCCAAUCAUCCCCCAUAACCGAGUCUUCAUCCCCAGAAACCAACAUCACCACCUCAACAGACACCGAGUUCCUCUCGACCCGCUCCUCAGACGGCGUGUGGCUCGACGUCUACCACUCCGGCUCCUGUGACAGCGGCUGGGAACAACAACCAACCUCGGGCUGGGUAUGGUCCGGUCAAUGUAAGACCCUCGAACAAAACACCUACGGCGCAAGACUAGGACAUAACAAGAAGAAAUGGAAGGAGUGUAUUUUGAAGUUCUGGGAGGGGGAUAACUGUCAUGGACAUGCGACUACUUGGCCGACUUUUAUGAGUGAGUGUAUUGCGACGGCGAAUAAGCAGGAUGGGCAGUUUUAUCUUGGGAACGGGGCGAAGAGUGUUAUGUUGAUUUGUUAG
Molecule: messenger RNA, 441 nt
Organism: Talaromyces stipitatus ATCC 10500
Lineage: Eukaryota; Fungi; Ascomycota; Eurotiomycetes; Eurotiales; Trichocomaceae
Exons: 2
Coding region: 1-441 (146 amino acids)
Source: RefSeq, a predicted model, not a curated record